Molecule: messenger RNA, 2272 nt
Organism: Suncus etruscus (white-toothed pygmy shrew)
Lineage: Eukaryota; Metazoa; Chordata; Mammalia; Eulipotyphla; Soricidae
Gene: PPP2R5A
Product: protein phosphatase 2 regulatory subunit B'alpha
Exons: 13
Coding region: 1-1485 (494 amino acids)
Biological process (GO): protein dephosphorylation; signal transduction
Cellular component (GO): protein phosphatase type 2A complex; cytosol; nucleus
Molecular function (GO): protein phosphatase activator activity
Source: RefSeq, a predicted model, not a curated record
AUGUCGUCGGCGCCUUCGCCGUCGCCCGCGGGGGCCGCCGCCAUCUCCGCGUCCGAGAAGGUGGACGGCUUCACGCGGAGGUCGGUGCGCCGCGCCCAGCGGCAGAAGCGCUCGCAGAGUUCGUCGCAGUUCCGCGGCCAGGCCCGGCCGGCCGAGCUGCUGCCGCUGCCGCAGCUCAAAGAUGCCACUUCAAAUGAACAGCCCGAGCUCUUCUGUCAGAAGCUGCAACAGUGCUGCGUACUGUUUGAUUUCAUGGACUCAGUUUCAGACUUGAAGAGCAAAGAAAUUAAAAGAGCGACACUGAACGAACUGGUUGAGUAUGUUUCAACUAAUCGUGGUGUAAUUGUUGAAUCAGCGUAUACUGAUAUAGUAAAAAUGAUCAGUGCUAACAUCUUCCGUACUCUUCCUCCGAGUGACAAUCCAGAUUUUGACCCAGAAGAGGAUGAGCCCACACUUGAGGCCUCUUGGCCUCACAUACAGUUGGUGUAUGAAUUCUUCUUAAGAUUUUUGGAAAGCCCCGAUUUCCAGCCUAGCAUUGCAAAGCGAUACAUUGAUCAGAAAUUUGUACAACAGCUUCUGGAGCUUUUUGAUAGUGAAGACCCCCGAGAACGAGAUUUCCUGAAGACUGUCCUGCAUAGAAUCUAUGGGAAAUUCCUUGGGUUAAGAGCGUUCAUCCGGAAACAGAUUAACAACAUUUUUCUCAGGUUUAUAUAUGAAACAGAGCACUUCAAUGGUGUUGCUGAACUCCUUGAAAUAUUAGGAAGUAUCAUCAAUGGCUUUGCGUUGCCCCUGAAGGCUGAACACAAGCAGUUUCUCAUGAAGGUUCUCAUCCCCAUGCACACUGCCAAAGGGCUGGCUCUGUUCCAUGCACAGCUAGCCUACUGUGUGGUACAGUUCCUGGAGAAAGACACAACGCUAACAGAACCUGUGAUCAGAGGAUUGCUGAAAUUUUGGCCCAAAACAUGCAGUCAGAAAGAGGUGAUGUUUUUAGGGGAGAUUGAGGAGAUUUUAGAUGUCAUUGAGCCAACACAGUUCAAAAAAAUUGAAGAGCCGCUCUUUAAGCAGAUGUCCAGGUGCGUGUCCAGCCCGCACUUUCAGGUGGCAGAAAGGGCGCUGUACUUCUGGAAUAAUGAGUAUAUCCUUAGUUUGAUUGAAGAGAAUAUAGAUAAGAUUCUACCAAUCAUGUUUGGCAGUUUGUACAAAAUCUCCAAAGAACACUGGAAUCAGACUAUUGUGGCGCUGGUGUACAAUGUGCUGAAAACUCUGAUGGAGAUGAAUGGCAAGCUCUUCGAUGACCUCACAAACUCCUACAAAGCUGAAAGGCAGAGAGAGAAAAAGAAGGAAUUGGAACGUGAAGAAUUAUGGAAAAAAUUAGAGGAUUUAAAGCUCAAGAAAGUGCUGGAAAUGCACAAUAGCACAUAUGACCUGGACAGGAGCAGUGCUUUGGAGACAUGUAGCAGUCUCAGCAGUACACAAACCAAAUAAAGCCUCUGCCCUGUGGGGGAUGUUUUAUACAUGUUUUUGAAAUAUGUAAAAAUUAUGAAACUUCAGUAUAAUUAAAAAGCCAAUAUUUCCUCUGGCAACUGUCACUGCAGUGUGUCACAGCCACAGUAUGCUGUCCCUUCUGUGCAGUUAUUGAGUCUGUCACCUCUGAAGCCCACAGACAUGAAUUUCUUACAGACGCCCAGUGAGGUGAUUACGGCUGUGCACGCGUGAUCCCAUGAGGUGAUUACGGCUGUGCACAUAUGAUCCCAGAGUAUCUGCUCCGUGUGCCUCCCACCGAGUGUCUUCCACACUGCGGCAGCCUUAGUUGCAGCCCAGGAAAGGGGGUUUCCAAAAUUGGGACUAAGGGGUGAGCCUGGUCCCUCUCCCCCCUUUAUUGGUGAUAUUAACUUACUCUGGAAUUUGAGCAAAAGACUUAAAUAUCCAGGCUUUUUAAAGCACAAAAUAGAAAUAAAACUGGGAAAGUAAACCAAAUUCUCACUGUUCUCCCUUCCUCUGCGACUCUUGGGGGAAGCUUAUGGCAGCCCUCACCUUCCUCUCCAAGCCCCCUGACAGCUCCUUUACUGCCUAGCUUCACGCUCAGGAACACAAGUCGCUUCCUCCCUGCACCCACGGCGGUUGGAAAGGGCUUGUCUGUCUCUCCCCACCCUAUUCUCAAGAGACCAUUCCACUCUUUCACCUUGCAGUCAUGUGUACUGUUUUGUAAUGAAAGAUCUUCAUUGCGGGACUGAGCAGCGUUUAAUAAAGUAUAUGUUUAUAUUUUGCCUUA